GAAAUAACUCUCCCCGGUUUUGUCCCACUGAUGACGGGACGCGCGGGUGACGUCGAUGCUUAAAAAGACGCCCCGGCCCGUCCGCAGCCUGCGAAUGAAACUCUUUCCACUCCGCAAAACUUGUAAAUAUACUCUCGACGACGACCCCACCACAAGAGGAAAAGAACAACAAAAGAAAAAGAUUGCAAAGAUGGCCGCAGCCGCUCUCACAGAAGCCGAGUUGGCCACCCUUUCCUCCAAAGCCAUCGGCGCAAAGGACGUUGCAUAUUGCCCAUACUCUAAAUUUCGAGUCGGUGCCAGCCUUCUCGCGGAAGAUGGGACCUUUUUCGUCGGAGCCAACGUCGAAAACGCCAGCUAUCCUGUAGGGAUCUGCGCCGAAAAAUGUGUUUUUGGCACUGCCGUGACAGCGGGUCAUAGGUCAUUCAAAGCCGUCGCUGUGGCUUCCGAUAUCAUCCCUGGAACAUCACCAUGCGGAUCAUGUAGACAGUUUAUGCGCCAAUUUUGCCCCCCGUCAUUCCCAGUCUACAUGUACGGCAACGAUGGCAAAUACGUGAUGAAGACUAUGGGAGAACUUCUUCCAGAUUCAUUCGGCCCCGAAGAUUUGGAGAGAUGAUCCUGUCCAUUCUUUAGGUUUCGCUGACACUCAAAUGGGAUAACGCGUCGCAACCGGUCACCAAUCCACAAAUAGUGCACUGGGAACCUCUAAGAUAUUUCCAGUUUUAAGGAGAUAAUAUCUUCGUUGUACUGUACAUACAUACAUGAAGUUGAAAACCACUUAAUCUAGAAGCUGAAAAGCUGAUCAUUACAGUGCAUAUGACCUGCCAGCACUCAAAAUCCUAACCAAGACUCAGGGGAAAACAAA
Molecule: messenger RNA, 862 nt
Organism: Coccidioides immitis RS
Lineage: Eukaryota; Fungi; Ascomycota; Eurotiomycetes; Onygenales; Onygenaceae
Product: cytidine deaminase
Exons: 5
Coding region: 56-613 (185 amino acids)
Cellular component (GO): cytosol
Molecular function (GO): zinc ion binding; cytidine deaminase activity
Source: RefSeq, a predicted model, not a curated record